UCGUUUCCUUUCCACGCCUAUCAUUGAGCUGGAACUGUAAACAGGGCAGGACGAGGUUCCCACCGAGGGUUUCAUCGCGGCGGCGGCGCAAACAAAAGGACCCAGCGUUAGCUCGGCCUUGGCGGGAGGGGGGCGAAGGAAUCCGCGGCCGCAGUGAUCCCUGGGUGUCGAGACUCGAGACCCAGCGUCCCAGCCCCUCUGCUCCUCCCAACCCCAUCGCGACAUGGAGCCGGGAGCCAAAUCAGAAGCAAAGCAAGAGGAGCAAGGAUCCGGCGCUGUGGGAAGCGGCGGCGGCGGCAACAGCAAGGUCUAUCACGAGAGGCAGAGGCUGCAGUUCUGCCUCCUCCACGCCCUCAACAACCUUAUGCAGGAAAAGGAAUGUUUCACCCGAGCUGAGUUGGAUGGGGUUGCUAGAAAUCUUGUUCUCAGUGAUCCAAACAAGGACCACUGGAGUCCUCUAUCGUUCAUUUUUAAACCUCACCACAAUGUAGUAACUGGGAACUAUGAUGUAAAUGUUCUCAUCGCAGCAUUAGAAGCUAGAAAGAAGAAGGUAGUCUGGCAUGAUCAUCGAAAAGAGGCAUCAUCAAUCGAUCUGGAUGCAGAAUCGUUCAUUGGUCUGAUGAUCAAUGUGCCUGUCAGGAGGUUCAGGGGGCUUUGGACUGGCAGGCAUUGGGUAGCGAUUCGAAGCAUUGAUGGUAUCUGGUUCAAUUUGGAUAGUGAUCUUUCCGAACCUAAGCAGUUUAAGGACAAAGAAAACGUAAUUGUGUUCCUGGACAGCUUACUCAGCCAAGGUGGAGAACUCAUGAUCGUGCUGCAAGAUGAAUAACAGUACUGCCCCAAAUCUCAAAUGGCUACCAAAAGAGCCUCCUAUGUGCGCCCAUACUUGUGAAUUGCCAUCAUGAUGAGAUCACAGGCAUCUGCAGCAGAAAUUUUUGUAAACCUUACAGUUUUAUUGCUGAGCAUGAUGGACAAAUUGGUAGAUGGAAGGUUCAAUGUGGAAAACAUACACCUCACGUGUUUCUGUUGUUGCCAUGGACCUUCUCUUUAAUUGAUUGUUGUGUGUCUCUGUCAUAUGCCGGAUUGCCAGCCAGGUAUCCACAGUAGGCAGAACAUAAGCUUGCUAAAUGAUGGAAAUAAAGAAAUUGUCAGCGAGAACAGGUUACUUGUGAUGGAGAACUUAAGGGAAGGAUGAAGGAACAUCUGCUGCAAUUGUAGUUGUGCUUUGGAGAACCAAAGUAGUCCUGGAUGCUCCUAGAAUUUGUCAAUUCAUUUUCUAAGUACUAUUGGAUGUACAUUACAUGAGUAAGCAGAGCUUGUACCCCAUCAUCUUAGAAAGUCUAAAAAUAUAUUGAGCUUGUGUAAGAUCAUUGUUGUCUCGUGGUAUGGCCUUGAGUUAACAAGAAAUUGCUCUUAAGCUUAUUAUGGA
Phragmites australis (common reed) is the source of this 1426-nucleotide messenger RNA. RefSeq names its product josephin-like protein. Gene Ontology annotation, molecular function: cysteine-type deubiquitinase activity. Gene Ontology annotation, biological process: protein deubiquitination. Bases 224 to 826 code for a protein of 200 amino acids. The transcript has 2 exons. The record is from RefSeq and is a predicted model, not a curated record. NCBI's taxonomy places the organism in Eukaryota, Viridiplantae, Streptophyta, Magnoliopsida, Poales, Poaceae.